Molecule: messenger RNA, 1818 nt
Organism: Amborella trichopoda
Lineage: Eukaryota; Viridiplantae; Streptophyta; Magnoliopsida; Amborellales; Amborellaceae
Product: serine carboxypeptidase-like 17
Biological process (GO): proteolysis; secondary metabolic process
Molecular function (GO): acyltransferase activity, transferring groups other than amino-acyl groups; serine-type carboxypeptidase activity
Source: RefSeq, a predicted model, not a curated record
UGAAAAUUUGGAAACCACUUCAGAAUUAUAAGAUGCAAUUAGGAUAGGUAGGGUUUAACACUAGGGAGUAAAUAAACAUACUACUCCGGCAUAUGUAAAACAUCUUUUGGCUCAGUUUUUAAUGCAAUCAAACCAGCGAGGAUCGAGCGGGUGGGAAAUUUUUUAUUACUUAUACUCGAUUUUGGGGAGGGAGAGAGGUAUUAUUGUUCAUGCCAAACCUGCAAAAUACAGAAAAGAGAGAGGCCAAUGGAAGGGAGAAAGGCUGAGUUCCACCAUGACGUUGCCCUCUUGCUACUUUUGAUGUGGGUGACUAUCUCAGAUUGCAUCACAGCAGAUUCUUCGGCAAGAGUGGAGUUUCUUCCUGGCUUUGAAGGGGCCUUCCCAUUUGAUUUCUUCUCCGGGUAUAUUAGUGUAGAUGAGGUGAAUGAAUAUAGACUGUUCUACUACUUUAUCAAGUCUGAGAAUAACCCAUCUAAGGAUCCCCUCAUACUCUGGCUCACUGGUGGCCCUGGAUGCUCAGGUUUCAGUGGUCUCGUCUUCGAAACAGUUGCAGGCCCUCUACGCUUUAAGGUGGUGGAAUAUGAUGGAACUGUACCUGCUCUUCAACUCAACCCUCAUUCUUGGACCAAGGUUGCCAACAUAUUAUACGUGGAUUCACCAGUUGGAACUGGGUUUUCAUAUUCCAAGACGCCUGGAGACUAUGCCACCAGCGAUUCCAAGACUGUGAAAGAUCUCCUUAAAUUUUUGACCAAUUGGUUCAUUGAAUACCCAGAAUUCUUGUCAAACCCACUUUACAUUGCAGGGGAUUCCUACUCAGGAAUAACUGUCCCAGUCUUAACUUAUGAAAUAGCCAAUGGCAUUGAUUCCGGUUAUCGACCUGUUUUUAAUCUCAAGGGUUACUUGGUGGGCAAUCCAGGCACAGAUGUUGAGUUUGAUUCCCAGUUAGUUCCAUUUGCUCAUGGGAUGGGGCUCAUAUCAGAUGAAUUGUUUGAGGCCACCAAGAUAAGUUGCAAUGGCAAUUAUGCUCACCCAAAAGGUUCGCAGUGUAAUUUAAACAUGCAAGCUGUGCAAGAAUGCCUUUCAAGAAUUAAUGAAGUCCACAUUUUGGAGCCAUCAUGCCCUUUUGCUUCUCCAAGACCAAGACUAGAAAUAGGAACAGGACUGAGGAGAUGGCUCGAUGAUAAAUCCUCUGACAUACAUCUCCAAUCAACUCCUAUAGUUUGCAGGGAAUAUGGCUAUAUACUUUCCCAUUAUUGGGCAAAUGAUGAGAGGGUUGGAGAGGCGCUCCACGUGAAGAAGGGAACUGUAGAAGAUUGGAAAAGAUGCAACUUUGGUAUCACUUUUAAAGCAGAUGUUAAAAGCUCUGUUCUUUAUCACCAUAAUUUGACCAUGAGAAGCUACUCAGCUCUCAUUUAUAGUGGAGAUCACGAUGCUAAAGUUCCAUUUAUUGGUACUCAAGCUUGGAUAAGAUCUCUUGAGUUCCCCAUCAUUGAUGAUUGGAGAGCUUGGGUGGUUGAUGGCCAAGUUGCAGGCUACACCAGGAGGUACGCCAAUAAUUUGACCUUUGCUACUGUCAAGGGAGCCGGUCACACAGCUCCUGAGUAUAAGCCCAAAGAAUGUCUUGCAAUGUUACGGAGGUGGAUCUCACAUGAGCCAUUGUAAAUUAUCAGUAUACCUGCAUGAAGUGAUCUUGUGUCAUUUUCAUCACUUCACUUGACUUAUAGUUCCAAAGGCAAAUAACAUGAUAUUGCUUGUAUGAUAUGUAUUCAUGAAGUGAUCUUGUGUACUCCACAUGAAACAAAUUGAUUUUCAUUCAAA